This is a messenger RNA of Nothobranchius furzeri (turquoise killifish), 1136 nucleotides long. The record is from RefSeq and is a predicted model, not a curated record. NCBI's taxonomy places the organism in Eukaryota, Metazoa, Chordata, Actinopteri, Cyprinodontiformes, Nothobranchiidae.
ACAACACCCACAACAAAAUCCACCACAGCAACGACCACCACUACACCCACAACAAAAUCCACCACAAUGACCACCACAACACCCACAACAAAGUCCACCACAGCAACGACCACCACAACAACCACCACAACACCCACAACUAAAUCCACCACAACGACCACCACAACACCCACAACAAAGUCCACCACAGCAACGACCACCACUACACCCACAACAAAAUCCACCACAGCAACAACCACCACAACACCCACAACAAAAUCCACCACAGCAACAACCACCACAACACCCACAACAAAAUCCACCACAGCAACUUCCACAACACCCACAACAAAAUCCACCACAGCAACGACCACCACUACACCCACAACAAAAUCCACCACAGCAACGACCACCACUACACCCACAACAAAAUCCACCACAGCAACGACCACCACAACACCCACAACAAAAUCCACCACAACGACCACCACAACACCCACAACAAAGUCCACCACAGCAACGACCACCACUACACCCACAACAAAAUCCACCACAGCAACUUCCACAACACCCACAACAAAAUCCACCACAGCAACGACCACCACAACACUCACAACCAAAUCCACCACAACAACUUCCACAACACCCACAACUAAAUCCACCACAACGUCCACGACAACAACCACCAUCAGACCAAUUUCCAAAACACCAAAUAACAACAGGAUCUUACCUGCCACCAGUAACCCAACUGUGACAGAAGCUGCCAGACUUUCUGGCUCCUCUCCUGGAAAGUUGGCGUCUCCGGUCCUCAUUCUCCUGCUGGCAGUGAUGCUUUUUGUGCCUUAAUGUAGAUUUACUAUUUACAUCCAGUCUUUGUAGUAAAAGCACCAAGAAAUUCUUUGCAAAUGUUAUUUUUACUGUUGUUUCCUAAAAGAGAUUUGAAAAGAAGAAUGCUAUACACACAUAAUUAUGUUGGGAAAAUUGUGCAUUUUUUGUCGUUUUGUUAAUUUUAUGUCAUUGAUGCUGGUUUGUGAUGGGUCCAUAAUCUUGUUGGAUGUGGAUUUUGUUAAAGCAGUGAUAGACCAAAAUGAUAUUUCUUUUUAUUAUGAAAGUGCAGAAUUAUAGCUCUUGAUUUACCUGAUAAAAAGUUGAUCAAA